Messenger RNA from Benincasa hispida (wax gourd), 1361 nucleotides. RefSeq names its product translation initiation factor 3 subunit I. Gene Ontology annotation, biological process: proteolysis. The record is from RefSeq and is a predicted model, not a curated record. Gene Ontology annotation, molecular function: metalloendopeptidase activity; ATP binding; ATP-dependent peptidase activity. NCBI's taxonomy places the organism in Eukaryota, Viridiplantae, Streptophyta, Magnoliopsida, Cucurbitales, Cucurbitaceae.
GGGAAACGCCAAACGGGAGAGUUAUGUAAUAUGUUCUUCACUGCUGCUGUUUACGAUUUCACUUUCAACUUAGAGUUUCAUCGGAGGAUUCCGGUGACCGGAGAAGUCAUUUCAUCGGUGAAACGAGGAGAAUCUGGUGAUGGUGCAGUGAAACGGCGUCGUGCUCUGAAGCUUGUGGAUCGAGCACUCUCGAAGCGUCAAUACAAAUCCGCUCUUUCGUUAGUUAAGCAAUUGCAAGGGAAACCCUAUGGCCUUCGUGCUUUCGGUGCCGCCAAACAGAUAAUCAAGAGACGUUCAGAAAUGGACGAACCGGAGCUCAAUAGGAAGGACAUUUUAGCCCUUCAACCAUUGGUGGUUUCGAUUCUGGAUUCAAUUCAACAAUGUCUUCAGAUAUCUUUACUUGAGAAGAUCUCUGCUGAAAAGCUACAGAGUUUAGUUGCUGAUGGUAGACAUUCUUCUCGUUGUGAAGAAGAAGAACACUUCAUUUGUGCACAACAUGAAGCUGGCCACUUUCUUGUUGGCUAUUUGAUGGGUGUUCUUCCAAAAGAAUAUGAGGUGCCAAGCAUUCAAGCUCUGAACCAAAACAGAUUUGCUGAAGGAAAAGUUUCAUUUGUUGGUUUUGAAUUUCUUGGGGAAAUUGAUUCAGUUAAGAUUUUGGGGGAAAAUGCUGAUAUCAGAAAUUUUCAUAACAGGGCAAAUGAAGGCAGAAUUUCCUCAAAGACAUUGAACCAGUUUUCAUGUGUAACAUUAGGAGGUUUAGUGGCUGAGCUUCUAGUUGCUGGAAAUUCUGAUGGCCAUCUAGCAGAUAUACUCAAGCUUGGGAGUGUUCUUACAUGGCUUGGCUUUUCAAAAUCUGAAGCUGAUAUUCAUUUAAAAUGGGCUGCAACGAACACGGCAUUCAUAAUGUCCCGGCAUUGUGAAACAAGAUCAAGACUCGCAGAGGCCAUGGCACUUGGGAAACCAAUCGGGCUCUGUAUCGAUGCAAUUGAAAACUGUUUGCAGGGAAUGGAGAUGUGAAAACUGAUUUUCUUGAUAUUUGAAUAACCAUGUCGUCGCUACUCAUCUUGUUAACAAGCAAAUGUAGUUGAGUGAAGCAAUUGUCUUGGAUGGUGGUGCACGCAAAGUGGGCCAAACCAGCAUUGUUGAUGAACUUACAAAAUGAUAAUGAAAGGUAAUCUAAAAAAUGAGUUCCAUUUGAUUACCUUUGUUGCUUACCCACAUGUGGAGUCUAUUUACAAAUAUGUAAUAAAAAAUGAGAUUGAUUGUUACAAUUAUCGUUAUUGUUAGAGUCAAAUAGUAAUGAUGAGAGUAAGUGAUAAAUUCAUAAUUCUAAAUAAACAUGAUUAGAAACAUAUUAAUUA